Messenger RNA from Lytechinus pictus (painted urchin), 3560 nucleotides. RefSeq names its product leucine-rich repeat-containing protein 15-like. Gene Ontology annotation, cellular component: extracellular matrix. Gene Ontology annotation, molecular function: protein binding. The coding region runs from base 184 to 2148 and encodes 654 amino acids. The record is from RefSeq and is a predicted model, not a curated record. The transcript has 3 exons. Lineage: Eukaryota; Metazoa; Echinodermata; Echinoidea; Temnopleuroida; Toxopneustidae.
ACUUUAGCUCAAAUGUGUAUUUGGGCCUGGACAGGAGGAAGAAUAUGAUGCAGCGAAGUGCUCGGUAGCUCGGUGAGUUUUUAAGUUUAAUGCUCAAUUUUGAGACCUCGACAAUUAUCAGUGGUCUUCAAGAUUGGGGCUCCCCAGAUCGUAUAAGUUUUAAGAUUGUAACUUGUCAUAAAGAUGGCUUCGUCGCGUCUUCAUACCGGUCGCCAAUUUCGACACAAGCUGGAAUUUUUCUGCUCAAUCGUAGGCCUUUUUCUAAUUACCUAUAUGUCGUCUGUUUCCCUGUUAGUCAACGCCCAAUAUACGAGCCCGAUGCAUUCUUCCUGCUCAGAUAUCUGCCAGUAUGACAACUGGACAAAAAUCGCCAACUGCUCGAAUCGGCAAUUAAUGGCAGUGCCAGGUACCUGCAACCAGGCAAGAACAUUGAAGAUGAACAAUAAUCGCAUCACUCGCUUAAACCCCUACGACCUUGAAGAUUUCACCAACCUCCAAUUCCUUUAUCUAGGAAAUAACCGAUUGGAUAACAUAUCAUCGAACGCAUUCGUGGGUCUUGGGAAACUUGAAUAUCUCAGACUUGGGGGAAACUGUUUUUCCGACUUAAAUGGUGAGAUGUUUCGGGGUCUUGCCAAACUUCAGUUCCUUUUGGUUGUUGAGGGUUGCCUGGAAAACAUUGCCAAGGAGACAUUCAAGAACUUACCGAAUCUUGGCUCGCUUGAACUCGGUGGAAAUCAUCUCCGGGAACCACCUUGUGAUGCAUUUGGUGCAGGGAAUGCACUUCGAUCCUUGACACUUUCAAACAAUCUCAUCUACUCUUUACCUCAUCAUUGCUUUGCAGAACUCCAUCUUCUUAGGAUACUAGAUCUGGGCGGUAAUAAUCUGACAGAAAUUAGAAAUAGCCAAGUUUUCAGUGGCCUCGACAACUUGAAAACAUUAACCCUGGAUAAAACAAAUUUGGUUCAGCUUGCAGAAGAUUCAUUUAUUAAUAUUCCACAGAUUCGACAUCUUUAUUUGACAAGAAAUAGACUUUCUAAUCUUCCGAUUAAUGUCUUCGCCAAUCUCUUGAAUCUUACAUUCCUAAAUCUGUCCGACAAUGCUCUGGAUCGUGUGACUUUAUUGUUCCAAAACAACCUUCGCCUCGAGAUCAUUGACCUUUCAUCCAACAUGAUCACAUGGAUAGAUCCAGACACCUUCAAAGGCCUGAAAUAUAUCCAGACCGUACUGUUGUCUUCAAACCGCUUGAAGAAAGUUUAUAACCUGAUCUUUGAGACACCGUGGAUAAACAUCACCAAUCUUGCGGACAAUCCACUUAGCUGCGAAUGUGCCAUACUGGACAUAGGAGACUGGCUUGACCGAAAUCCAGGUUAUGAAGCAACCUGUAACUCUCAAGGAAAAGAUGAAUAUGUUGGAAAAGUUUCUCUUCAGAGCAUAUGCGAUGAAUACAGCCAUCCCAGUUCUAUAAUUUCUGGUACUCGUCUCAUAGAAUUCCAAGGUACACCGAAACCAUCUACCAACAUUUCUUCAACAAUAGCAACGAAACCUCAAUCCAAUGGCAACUCUGAAACAUACCAAUCAAAUACAUUUCAUAUGACUACCAUAAUCCUGGUAGCCAUCAUAGUUGUUAUCCCUGUACUUCUUAUCAUGACUCUCUUCGGCACCGUGUACUAUUGCCGCAGGAUCUUGUCAACAGCCAAAGAACGGUCAAAGGACAGUAUUAUCUUAACGCCACCCACAUCAGAUCUCCGAGUAGGACUCAUUGGCGCCCAUCUACCAUCAACGAGCUCAAUAAAGUCUACGCAAUUGAAUGCUAUUCGGUCAGAGGAUGGGACGAUGGCGAGGACUGGUGAUGAUGAUGGUGUUUAUGAAGAGUUUUCUGACGUCGAUCCAAUGAUGAGUCCCUCAAGUGUUUCAAAGAAAACCAACAAUGAUUUCGAAAUGCUCCACGGUUCGCAUACCUACUUCGAUGUCCAGGACGAUAGUUACGUUCCCUAUGACCCUCCUCGUUUGCCUGACAGGGACAACGAAUACGUGAAUGACAUCGAGAAAAGAAGCCUUAAACAAGAAUCAAGAAGCCUUAAACAAGAAUCGGGCUAUUAUGUGUUCAGUAUCAAGGAACCAGUGUAUGAUUCGAAGAUUCCUAAAUAGUUACGUAAAUGACAGUGAGCUCUUUUCUGUUUGAUAGACUUGAAAUAUGGGUACUGUUUGACAAGCAGGCUGUAUUUUUUUAUACAACAUUUCAAUGAAAUCAUUGGUUGAGAAGUAUAUAUCAAUGUUAUCUCUCAGCUAAUGAGAAAAAUUAUUAUGAUAAGCGGAAAAUAACUUCAGCUUACUUCUUCCCCCUUGAGGUUCAUACGCAGAAGCAAUAACAAUGUCUGAUGGAUACAGUUUUCUUGCCAUAUUUCUUUUAAUUUUGCUUUCGUAAAAACAAGAACUUUUGAAAUUGCAAUCGAAAUUUUCAUAUUAGACAAUUUAACACUUUACAUUCUACAUGUUUAUAAAUUUCUUUUAAAUAGCAUAUAGUCAUGUACAUUAUAAUACGUAAACAUAAUUAUCUUGUGCUUUUGAAUUUUCAAGCUACUGUUAAUAAUGCCACUCCUUUCAAAAUAUUUUAUGAAAUAUUGAAUUAUACAGUAUAAUCACUUAUUACUGUCAGGAAUGUACAUAACCCUAUAGUAUUUCAUUCUAGAAAUGCUCAUGUAAAUUACCUACAGUGCUUGAUUACUGCUUAAAAUGAUUAAUAAUUUUUCUAUGAUUCUAAAAAUUACAUUUUCGUUUUCAGGUUUACGUGAUAUUAUUUUGCCACUCAGUUGUCAAUUAAAAAUCCAAACCAUAAAUUGUAAACCUUGUCUGCAAAGAAGUUGACAGGAUAUUUUACAGUGCGUAUCAAAAAAACGGGACAGUUUUGUAAGGUCAAUUUUUUUUUUCAAAUUAUGAUAUCUAUAUUUUGAUGUUAAGACAUAGAUGCUCUGAAAUCUUAUCUUUGAAAUGCCAUUUAAAUAAAUGUUGUUCAUGCUUGAGCGAGCACGGGACGUUUUUGUCGGGGGUUCAAAAAGAGGCUUACGCCAAAAUGGCAGAAAUUAGAAAUUUGAUCAGACUUCUUGCUAAUCAGUAGACUUCCUUUGAAUAUUUUCAUUAUCUUUGCCAUAAUUUUCGAAUUGUGCUUUCAAAUUUCAUUUACAAAUUUAUUUGUUUACUUGAAUUAUUUUGUUUUUUCAUUUAAACUUCUUUUACCUUUGAAUUUUCUUGCAUAAGUAAGAAAAGAAGACUUUUUUCAACCAAAGCAAGAAGAUUUCCAUUAUUAAUUGGGAGAUCUUUUGAUUAUUCAAAUCCUUUUAUUAUGUGAAACGAAUUAUGUUAUGGUACCUUUAAAAAAAACAUGAAUCCUAUUUUUAAGGGGUUAUUGAUUCCUUGACCAAGUUUAAUUAUGUGCUUGAUAGGACAAACAUGAAAGUAUUUAUGUCUUUCAAUGGCAAUGGUGUAUUGAGUCUAUUAUGAAGGAGCUAGAUAUGGCAGAUCGGAUAAAAUGUAUUAAAAAGUUGAGAUUGAGUGAAGCGAGC